AUGGUAGAGAAACCAUUCAUUUCUUAUGCACUAUAUCAAGUACAAACAGGUAAUUUACCUGUUUAAAGUAGUGGACUAACAAAUUCUCCCUUGCAGCUUCCGACUGGUAUCUACAGACUUAUAGUUCAAGUACAGCACCUGAAUUUCCCAAGUAGUUCUUCUAUGCAUAGCUCACCUUUCUACACCCAGCUGGGCAUGAAGGAGAGGUAAUACGUAGGUGCCGUUUAUGGAAGCUGCGAACAAGUGGGCCCCCUUUAUUCACUGAUUUCUUGCCUCAGAUAAUGGAUUUCAAAUCUAUAUGUACCUAUUUGAUUUUUUUUUCUAAAACUUCAACUGAGCUGCUGUUUUCUUCCAUGCAAUAUUAUAUACUCAAUUGUGUAUAGAAGAAGCUGGUGAGAGUGCCCUCCUACAUAAAUAAGCAAUUGCAGUGUUUUGCAUGCAAAAUUUAAAAAAUUUAAAUUGUCCUGAUUCUAUUUUGUAAAUGGAGAAACAAUCAUAUCUUUCUAAGCAGUAAUGGAGGAAGACUAGUGCUUUGUGCAUUUUGAUAUAUUUGAGUUCAUUUUUCCAUAAUGUCAUAUUUUUGACACAAUUGGGUUUCUCAUAAGUAUCCUAGUUCAUGUACAUCAUCCGAAUGCUAAAUAAUACUGUGUUUAAGUUUUGUGUUGCAAGAACAAAUGGAAUAAACUUGAAUUGUGCUACA
Molecule: messenger RNA, 700 nt
Organism: Propithecus coquereli (Coquerel's sifaka)
Lineage: Eukaryota; Metazoa; Chordata; Mammalia; Primates; Indriidae
Gene: LUZP6
Product: leucine zipper protein 6
Exons: 2
Source: RefSeq, a predicted model, not a curated record